This is a messenger RNA of Seminavis robusta, 2543 nucleotides long. NCBI's taxonomy places the organism in Eukaryota, Bacillariophyta, Bacillariophyceae, Naviculales, Naviculaceae. The record is from the annotation of a GenBank genome assembly.
GUUCAGUGGGCAGAAGGCUGUUUGCUCAGUGGAUUGAAGAUUGCACAGAAGAUCCACGGAUCUUUCGGAUCUUCUUGACUGUCACAAAAGGACAUUCUUUCUUUUACAAGCCACCGCACGGAAGACCCAACAAGCCGACGUAAAAGGCUUCUCAUAGAUGACUCACAGAGCACAGACAUCAUCAUCAAGUACGGUACCCUUGGCAUCUAUCUUAUCCAACCAACCCCAUUUGCCACAACCAGACAACCGAAAAGCGAGUAUAUAUAUCACCAUCAUAGCUUUGCUCUAGCUAGAGAAUCUUCCGGUACGGUAUACCAUCCAAAUAAUGAGACAACCAAGCCUGGCAUCUCUUGCCCUAUUCCUAUUCUUACUGCUGCAUGUUGUACCAGAAGAAGUAUCGGGUCAGUUUUGGGCGCGAGAAGGUGCCAAAGAAAAGGGAGACCACGAAGAAGUAGUUCACGGCGGCGACGACGAGAAUUCUCAAAAGAUCCAUCUUCCUGUAGUCAAACUCUCCAAUGAUAAUACCAUUCCAUUGGUUGGGUUGGGUGUGGGGAACUUGCAGCACUACGUGGUACCACUCAUGGUGGCGGGUGCAAUUCAGGACGACAAACGAACACGGCUCAUUGAUACAUCGCAUAUCAGCGACAAUGAACACCUCGUGGCAGAGGGGAUCCAGGAAGGGAUGGAACGGGUCUUGGGCGGCAACGACAGAAUAGUGACAAUCCAUGUCGUCACCAAGGUAUGGUAUACCUAUUUGGGAUACGAACGCACAAAACUAUCCAUUCGAGAAUCCUUCCAAGCCUUGAAAUCUGCCAUGGACCAUCCCAGGGUAGACCUCAAGGUACACAUCUUAUUGCACUGGCCGCGCUGUUACGACAACAUUUCAUGGAUGAGUUGUCAAGAAGAUGAAGCACGAACACCCCACCAUAUCAAAGCGGCAGGACCUCCACCCCAUCAAGACAAGGAUGCUUGGAAGGGCAGUUGGAAGGCACUGGAAGAAGCAUAUCUGGGGGACGAGUUUCCCAUUCGCAGUAUUGGAGUGGCCAAUUUUCACUUAAAAGACAUGGAAGAACUAGAGGAGUUGGCACAAGUACAGCCACACAUUUUGCAACUCAAUGUCUGGUCACUCCUAUACGAUUCACAGCUCAUUGACUAUUGCUACAAGCACGGAAUUCAUGUACAGGUAUACAGCAUCUUGAAUGGAAUUGUCACGGAACCACAAAAGGCACCCAAUGCAUUUCAUCAUUUGCAAAAGGUCGCAUCCGAAUUGACCGACGACAAACAACCACACAGCCAACAGGAACAAGAAGAAGACGAAGUGUCACCCGCGCAAGUCGUCUUGGCAUGGCUGGUACAGCAUGGAGUGUCCAUUGUUCCACGAACAUCACGGCUCAGUCGAUUGAAGGAAAACUCGGCCGUGGCACUGGCAUCGGUGCCGGAUCUGUCCGUGGAACAAGUGGAAACCGUGGCCCAUUCGGUCGAGGCAUUUUUAAGUGAGGAUGAUUUGGAAAAGGAUAUUCACGUCAAAAUUACCUUUCAUGCCACCACAAAGGAUACCUUUUUGUAUUGGAACACACACGAUGGGGGUGAAAUUAAAGUGGCAUUUAUUCCAAAGGGAGAGAGCUUCAAUGAAAUGACAUAUCCCAAUCAUAGCUUUCGACUAUACGAUGCACGGAACAAGGACCACUUUAUAGAGUACAAGGUGGACGCCAAAUUUGGAUCGCAUGAACAUGUUCAUGCGGAACUGUAAAACGAAAGAAGAAGAAGAAGAGACAAUAAUACACACACUUGUAGAUAGGGAAUUGAUUACAGUCUCAUCGCUGCUGCGCGUUUUUCGGUGGGAUGAUGGUCACAGCUAUCUAUCUACCCUGAUGAGUUGCCUUUUUGAGCACAGCAACUCUCAAUGUGUAUUUGUUUUAUUCAUUCAAGUUUCCCUUGUGAUCCGCAUUGCAUCGAUUUCCAACUCAAGGCUGACGCAGUCGCGUUCCAUCGUGUCAGAGGAAGAGGCAAUCAAACGGCUUGGAACGACGUCAAAAGGCAAGCAAUACGAAGGCUAGUGCGACAAUCGUCUUCAAAUCCGCUGCGGAUGGACAGCGACCACCACAGCGGUUGUAAAGCCCAACGAGAAGGAGCUACUGUACGGCACGCAGUAGCCAACUACCGGUGCUGUGCUGUGGCCAAGUACUUCGAUGAUUCUGUUUCCUCUUGUUUCACUCGCUCUCCCUCUGGGGCUCCUUUAGCUUGUCUCUUCUCCAUGUCCUACAUGCACCUUCCUAGGCAUAGCCGGACUUUUCAGCCAAGAUGUGCAUGAAACGACGAGCGCCGCUGAAGGAGGCCCAGGCCAAGAGUCGGAUGAAGAGUUCCUCGUCUUCGUCGCAGUCCUCAGGGACAGCUUUGGCAAGUCUUUCGUCCACCUGGUACAGUCGUACGGAGCCUUGGCGAGGCUGUCAGGAUUCUUGUCUUUGCCGUGGAGGCCCACCAAGUCCAGAACGGAUAGCUAGCUAGACAAACAAUGGUAUCUUAUAGUGGUGUAUCGUAGUCUU